AUGUCUGGAUUGGAGGUAGCGGCUGGGGUGAUGGCGGUCGUCACCAUCGCCGCGCAGGUGGCAGGCCUGGCAAUGGACUACGGGAAGAGCGUGCAAAGUGCCUUUGUCGAAAUGAAUAAGCUGCUGGAGGAGGUGAACAGGCUCAAGCACACGGCAGAACGCGUGCAAGCCCUCCUUGACGGGCCGCAGGGCCACUCGCUCCGUGCUUCCAAGCCGCUCCGCGAGGCACUGGAUGAAGCGCUGCCGCUGCUGGAAGCCACCAGGGAGAGGCUUGUUCCGCCUCCUCAUUCUGGCAAAUGGAAGCGGAUGUUGAAGCGAGCAGGCUGGUCGGCUCGGAGCAAGGGUAUCGACGAUAUUGCUGUUGGUCUCGCAAGAUGUGCGCAGAACAUAACGAAUGCUCCCCAGGUCGAUCAGACGUACAUCCUAGCUGGCUUGGAUAGGGAUCAAGUCUUCGAGAGACUGCCUCAUGUUGGCGCAGCCGCAUAUAACUCCUACGCCGAGGAAAACGAAGCAUUUUGUCUACCAGGAACGCGAACAGAUUUGCAGCACACGAUAUUGGCGUGGGCGAAGGAUCCCGCCUCGAGCACCCUGUUCUGGCUUCACGGCAUCGCUGGUACAGGCAAGUCAACCGUAGCUCGAACGAUCGCCAGAACCCUUGAUUCGGACGGUAACCUCGGUGCCAGCUUCUUCUUCAAGAGUGGCGAUGGCGAUCGUGCCAAAUCGUCCAAAGUCAUCACCACCAUUGCGUCGCAACUGGCUGCCGGCGACCCAGAGUUGGCCGCACUGCUCAGGAAGACCCUUGCUUCCGAUCCAUUGUUGCCCGACAAGUCUCUACAAGAGCAAUUCCAGAAGCUGAUAUAUGAGCCGUGGACAGUACUACAAGACUCUUGCCGUCACGACCGAUACCAUGUCGUUGUACUGGACGCUCUGGAUGAGUGCGACGACGCAUCAAGCAUCAAAGUACUCGUCCGCUUCUUUGCACAGCUGUCAACGCUCAAGUCACCGCGGCUGCUUGUUUUCGCUACCAGCCGGGCUGAGCUUACUGUGCGACUAGGGUUCCACGGCGUGCAGGCCACUUAUCAAGAUUUGGUGCUGCAUGAGAUCCCCGAGACGGUGGUAAAGGCAGACAUUGCUGUAUUCAUCGAAACGGAGACAAAACGCAUUCGCAAUGACUACAACGGCACGACCAUCAAAGCCCUUCAGCUGCCGGAGAACUGGCCGUCCAGGCCAGACUUGGAGGCGCUGGUCAGCAUGUCUGUGCCGCUGUUCAUUUUCGCAGCCACUGCCUGUCGCUUCAUUGGAGAGCUGAUGGAGGGCAAACCCCAAGAGCAGCUGGAAACGUUCCUGAGCUACAAAGAUACGGGCGGCGGGAGCACUCUGGCAAGCACGUACACGCCCGUGCUGGAUCGUCUCAUGAGAGGAGUCCUCGACAGAGAGAAGCGUGUCUCAAACUUCCGCAUGGUCGUUGGGACCAUCAUACUCGCAGAGACACCGGUCUCUGCAACCUUAUUACAUCGCUUACUUGAUAUUGAUCUUGCGACUAUUUGGGACAUGCUCAAUCUUCUCCAUUCUGUUUUACGCGUGCCGGAUACCAAGGUGGAAGGAAGUGAGAAUCUGCCCAUCAGACUUUUGCACUUGUCGCUCCGCGACUUUCUGCUCAAUCCUCUGACUAUUGAGCGACAUGCACUCGGCAUCAGCGAGAAGGAGACACACCGCUACAUUGCGCAAUGGUGUCGCAUUACACUGAGUCGCAAGCUCACUCGUAAUAUUUGUCAAUUGUCAUAUCCUGGUUCCUCCAGAAGGGACAUUGAGUACGAGCAACUGCAGCAGCAAAUGGCCCCUGACUUGAUGUAUGCCUGCUCAUACUGGAUGUCUCACACGGCCAAGGGCGGCGUGCCAGGUGAGAUUUGCCACGAAGUCUUGCGUUUUCUUCAACAGUUCCUGCUACAAUGGCUGGAGGCGAUGAGCUGCAUGGGGUCGACGCGUCAUGUAGCACAUGCUGUGCAUAACCUAAGUCAGAUACUCGACAAUGGCCAAGAGGACCUAUUGGAUUUUCUCGAGGACACCAAAUGCUUCAUACAGGCGCAUGCAACGCAGAUCCACGAGGCACCGCUCCAGGUAUACUCGUCUGCACUUGUCUUCUCGCCCAGAUCAAGUAUUGUGCGCCAGCGGUUCAAGGAGGGCGAGCCCAGAUGGCUGUCUCAACUUCCCGCUGCGCAGGAAGACUUGGACUGUGUCGGGCUUACUGUCCCUUAUACGCAUAAUGUCAGGAAUUAUGCGCUCUCUUCGGACGCCAAAAUUCUGGUCACGUACAGCAUGAGUGGUUAUAUCCGCAGAUUCAAUGCUCAAACCGGUCGCCUUAUUGCACGCCUUCCACACAGGAGCGCAACCCCCAAUUGCUUUGUCUUGUCCCGUUGCGCGACUUUCCUUGCUAUAGGCUACUGCAAAUACCUCAAUGUGGCCGGGCAGGAUGAAGCGGCCGGCAGCCUAAAAAUUGUUCUUCUGGACACUGGGGAGCAGUCCUAUGUGUUCGCCAAUGCCGAAGUGGCGAUUGGGUGUGUAGACUUUUCCCCCAACGGGCUGCUGCUAGCCUAUGCCUCCAACGUAGGACGCGUAUCGCUUCGGUCCGUGGUGAAUGGCGAAGAGACACAAUCGUUUAACUUUUCCAUGGUGAUGUGCCAUUCCAUCAAGUUCUCCUCGGACUCGCGGUACCUGGCUGUUCUUGGCACCCUCGACGUGGGUUCCAAAUCAGCCAUGACAAGCAUUUCGAAGAAAAUGGGCAUAGCAAUAUGGGAUGUCAGAAAUUGCUCCAUUGUAUACGUCUGGGUAGAUGUCGCUGAACAGGUCACGCGUAUGAUCACAGAGGGAUCUAUCAUGCCCAUCUCAGCCAGAGUCAUUUUGUCUGAUGCAAGCUCCGAAUCGGCAUAUCUGUACAGCGUUGAGAAACCAAGGGUCCGAAGUCCGGAGAUGUACCUGACGAGGAUCAACGACAACUUGCCUCAAGUCCAGCGUUGGGUUCCUGAAUGUAACCUGAAGCUGUCUGUGACAGGAACCCAAACCUCAAGAGGCUCGCACUCGUGA
Molecule: messenger RNA, 3081 nt
Organism: Emericellopsis cladophorae
Lineage: Eukaryota; Fungi; Ascomycota; Sordariomycetes; Hypocreales; Bionectriaceae
Exons: 1
Coding region: 1-3081 (1026 amino acids)
Molecular function (GO): protein binding
Source: RefSeq, a predicted model, not a curated record